Messenger RNA from Caenorhabditis remanei, 435 nucleotides. RefSeq lists its product as uncharacterized. The transcript is spliced from 2 exons. Gene Ontology annotation, cellular component: cell surface. Bases 1 to 435 code for a protein of 144 amino acids. The record is from RefSeq and is a predicted model, not a curated record. NCBI's taxonomy places the organism in Eukaryota, Metazoa, Nematoda, Chromadorea, Rhabditida, Rhabditidae.
AUGACAUCAUCUACUGUUCUUAUUCUUUCCGUUCUUUAUCUUGCUCAUUUCUCUGAUGCUCUAUUCAACAUAAUUGGAAGUACUCAAUCUGUGACUGUCACUGGAAAAUUGGUUUGUGAAGGACAGCCGGCCAAUAAUGUUCUUGUGAAGAUGUAUGAUGAUGGAACCAUUUACGACUCGAAACUGGAUGAAUCAAGAACGUCAUCCGAUGGAACAUUCUCUGUAUCUGGAACAUACAGGGAUAUUACUACAUUGGAUCCAAAAGUGAACAUUUAUCACAGUUGCAAUUACAAUGGUCCUUGCUCCAAGAAAGUGACAAUUAACAUUCCGGAUUAUGCAGUUGCUUCUGGAAGCAGUGCCACUACAAAUUAUGAUAUUGGAACCAUUAAUCUAGCGAAUCAGUUUAGUGGAGAAACUACUGAUUGUAUUCAUUAA